Salvia splendens (bonfire salvia) is the source of this 1154-nucleotide messenger RNA. Its product is annotated as ethylene-responsive transcription factor ERF027. Gene Ontology annotation, molecular function: DNA binding; DNA-binding transcription factor activity. NCBI's taxonomy places the organism in Eukaryota, Viridiplantae, Streptophyta, Magnoliopsida, Lamiales, Lamiaceae. The record is from RefSeq and is a predicted model, not a curated record. Bases 90 to 875 code for a protein of 261 amino acids. Gene Ontology annotation, biological process: regulation of DNA-templated transcription. The transcript has a single exon.
CUCUACAUAUAUAGCAAAUCGAUACUAACACUCUUUAUUUAUACGUACGACACUAUAUAUGUGUAUUGUGUGCCCACACAUAAAUAUAUAUGUCCCAUUCUCCACAUCCUUCUAACAUGAGUCAACAACACCAUUCCUCUCCCCCUAUUUCCCCUAAACCCAUCCCCCCUCCUCCGCCACCACCACCACCACCACCACCGCCUCCGCCGCCACGGAGUACUAAAACCGUUCACACACCAAAGGAUCAAUCGCAAUCGCAAUCGCAAUCGCAAUCGCAAUCUCAGCAUUUACAGCCCUCAAUCGGAAGCGAAUCGCUACCGUCUCCGAAAAAAGUCAAGACCGCGGCCGCGAAGCCGGGCGGAGGGAAGCACCCGACGUACCGGGGCAUCCGGAGCCGGAGCGGGAAAUGGGUGUCCGAGAUACGCGAGCCGAAGAAAACGACUCGCGUGUGGCUCGGCACCUACCCGACCCCGGAGAUGGCGGCGGCCGCAUACGACGCAGCCGCCCUGGCUCUUAAAGGUGCCGGCGCGGCUGUUAACUUCCCCGAUCGGGUUAGGGAGUAUCCGGUCCCGGACUCGCCCGCGCCGUCGGAUAUCAGGAGGGCGGCUGCGGCAGCCGCCCUCCUGAUGAAGCCGGUUGAGCAGCGGCGGGCUGAUGGUGAUGAUCAGGAUCAGGAUCAGCCCGCCGCUGCUGGGGAUGCAGAAGCGGCGGCGGAGGAGGAGCAUGAGUUUAUUGAUGAGGAGGCGCUGUUUCAUAUGCCGAAUCUGCUGGUGGAUAUGGCGGAGGGAAUGCUAGUUAGCCCGCCGAGAAUGGCGUCGCCGCCGUCGGAUGAUUCGCCGGAGAAUUCUGAUGUGGAGAGUUUGUGGAGCUAUUGAUUUGUUCAAGGGAAAAACACUGGACACGUAAGAUUGUUGUACUACUAUCAUUUAUUGCACAAGAUUAUAUAUAUAAUACAAAGACACAUUAAUUUGUGUUCAAGUAGGAAAAUUGGUUAAUUUCUUGUUAUUCCUAUUCCUUUCAAGCUUGUUAAAUUUCGGUUUGAAGAUUUGCAAUCGAUUAAUUAGAUUCAAAUCUAAUACAAUCGAUAUUUAGAAUAGUUGUAUUUGUGUUAUAUAUCAUUGUGUGUGAAAUGAAUUAGUCCGAAUUAAUAUUAA